Messenger RNA from Phytophthora sojae, 900 nucleotides. RefSeq lists its product as hypothetical. Gene Ontology annotation, molecular function: DNA binding. Gene Ontology annotation, cellular component: nucleus. The transcript has 6 exons. The record is from RefSeq and is a predicted model, not a curated record. Lineage: Eukaryota; Oomycota; Peronosporomycetes; Peronosporales; Peronosporaceae. Bases 1 to 900 code for a protein of 299 amino acids.
AUGCGCGAGGCACUUCACACUAACGCUCACCGCUUGGAGGCGGUCAACGCCGCAGUCGCCGCUGGCGUGACCACGGCCCUUGCCCAGGUCAGCGGCUGCCACCGCACAACGUUGUACCGCUGGAAGAAGCGGCGUGAAGAAAUUGCGGCAGCUGCUUCGUCCAGCACUGUGCUGAAGCCAGGUCGACGUGGACCCAAAGUCCGAUUCCCUGACCUCGAACAACGAUUGAUGGACUGGAUCGAAGAUAUGCGGUGUAACAAGGUUCGCGCCGUGACAACGCGGUGCUUGCUCAUGAUGAGCAUCAAGCUAGAGCAGCAGUUCCUUGAGGGGCGCUCUGAGGCUGCCGCUAUUCAGUAUCUCCGUCGCUCCCGAACGCGAAACCAGCUUUCGAUACGCCGCAUCACUCACAAGGGGCGUCGAAAGAGGUCGGAGGGAUACGAGAAAUACGAGCACCUUUUUAACAUGGACCAGACUUCAAUUUACGUGGACAUGAACCCCAAGAUGACGAUCACGGGGUGCAAGGUCGAGGCGGAAGUGCACAUGAACACUCUGCACAAGGAAGGCGAGGCCGUGUUAGCAGUGCAGAAGAAUGCAUAUUGCGAUGAGCGAGUCAUGUUGGAGAGGGUCAAGGAGGUAUGGAAGCCGUCAGUGACCUUCUGUCGUGUGCUCCUGUUGGGCAGCUUAAAGGUCCACAAGAUGAGCACCGUGCGUGCUCAGCUUGAGGACGCCAUGGCCGACGUGGAAUUCGUCCCGCCAGGCGCCACGACGCUGGCCCAGCCCAUGGACGUGGCCGUGAUGGCCGGCUUCAAGCGCGAGUGUCGUGAGCUGUACGCCCAACAGCACUGCGACAGCGGCCACAGUGCAACCCCGCGAGAGCGGCCCACCAGCAGCCCAACUUGA